Dothidotthia symphoricarpi CBS 119687 is the source of this 822-nucleotide messenger RNA. Its product is annotated as carbonic anhydrase. The coding region runs from base 1 to 822 and encodes 273 amino acids. Gene Ontology annotation, molecular function: zinc ion binding; carbonate dehydratase activity. Lineage: Eukaryota; Fungi; Ascomycota; Dothideomycetes; Pleosporales; Dothidotthiaceae. The record is from RefSeq and is a predicted model, not a curated record. The transcript is spliced from 3 exons.
AUGCUUAUUCCGUCGCUGCUUUUCGUUUCCCUCCUGCCAUCCGUGUUCGGAUGUCCGCAACACGAGAAUAACGAACGAUCCCACCUCGUCGGGCGUCAGAACAAUGCACAGAACCCCAAUAAUACUACAGCCAUAUGGGCUUACGAGGCCAGUUAUAACUGGGGAAAGCUCAGUCCGGAAUACCACCUCUGUCAGACUGGAACCCAGCAAUCGCCCAUCGCGCUGUCCCUCAGCAAUGGCUUGUCCCUCAACCACGUCCCCAAAUUCAACUACGGCAACGCAACAGCCGGCAACUUCUACAACUGGGGAUAUGGUCCGGCGUUUACAAUUGCGCAUGACGGCGAUUGGACUAAGCACCCGAGUUUCAUAUACGACAACAAGACGCUGUACCUGAAAGGAUGGCAUAUCCAUGCCCCCGCAGAUCACUCUGUUGGUGGAACCCGUAGCAAGGCCGAACUACACUUCGUCCAUGUCGACGCGUCUGGCCACGAAGCUGCGGUGCUCGCCUUCCGCCUCGAUCCUGGUAACUUCAACUCGACAUUCUUCGAUCAACUGCCACCUAUGAUCGGGUUCAACGAGACAACUACACGUGAGCCUCUAACCUUGAAUCUGGAUUUGGCCCUGGAAGGCGUCAUGCAUUUCAAUGAGUUCUGGACAUACGCAGGUAGCCUGACGAGCCCGCCAUGUCACGAGGGCAUACGGUGGUUUGUUGCGCGCCAGAUCUUGUUCACCGGUGUUGAGCAGAUGCAGGCUAUCUUGGGCGCGAGCACAUACUCUGCAAGAGCUGAGCAGCAGGUGUGGCAGCAUCGGAUCAACGAGUGA